AUGGAACAAGUCGAACGAGUACAAUCUUCACAAAUAUCUAAUAUGUUUGCGCAAAUUAUUAAAACAACUCAACAAAAUAACAAUAAGCUUUCAAAAGAUUUAGAAAAUUUUUUACCUUCAAAUUAUAAUUAUUUAAUUCAAGAAUUUUCUGAAAUACCAAUAUCGAAACAAAUGAAG
This is a messenger RNA of Dentiscutata heterogama, 177 nucleotides long. NCBI's taxonomy places the organism in Eukaryota, Fungi, Glomeromycota, Glomeromycetes, Diversisporales, Gigasporaceae. The record is from the annotation of a GenBank genome assembly.